UCUCUUGAUCUCUCUCCUACUCAUCCUUUCGUCGUUCGUCGUCCUCUCGCUGCGGGGAGGAUGAAAGCCCACCAAUACCCUUUACUUUCCGCUUAAAUAUGCUUUUUUUUUUCUUUUCAAAGCCCUCGCAGAGCUUUCGGUGUACUAUAAAUUUGCCCCAUCGGUCGAGAAAGCAUUCCUUCUUCCGUCCACCUUCCACCUGUUUUUAGCCUGCUUGUGUCGCCUCUUCCAAAGGAGAAGAGAUUGUCCUCUCCGACGAUGGGAUUCACCGCCGCUGUAGAGAUCAGCUCCCCCGCUGCCGAUGCCCUCUUGCUCCUCCCCAUUUAGCUCUCUUCCUCUUGCUGGGCCUCCAAAAGUUUGGCCUUCUGCUCUCAUGGUCAAUGACCCGACCGGGGUCUCUGCAGAACAAUCGGGGAUCGGCUGAGUGGGCUGCGGCUCCUUUCUUGACGUUCUGAUUUGGUUUCGGGCGCAAAAAGAAAUUGGAUUUCGGAGGACUCUGAAAUGCGUUGGUGUCCGGUGUUCUAAGCUUCAAGUUGUUUGUACAUAAUACCACCCGGUUGCCGGUCGGAGAAAAUUUUGGUCUCUUCCGGAGGGUGCUGAUUUUUCUGCUUUUGAUUUUUGUGUUUGGUGUUUGGCUUUGGUUUCUUGGGAUUAGAAGAAAUCGGAAAGCUUGCCUUUAUUUUUUUGGGUGGUGUACGUGUGUUCUCUUCUUGGUUGGAGUUUGCAAGAGAUCUUCACAGGAAAGAAGAAAUUUCAUCGGAGAGAAAGGGAACUGCUAGGUUAUUUUUAUGAUUGCGAGCAGUUUCGGUUUAUGGGAGUAGCCAAUUACCCAAUUCUUGAUCUGAUACUAAAGGUCAGAUCUUGGGUGAGCGUUCUUCCGGACGUCUGGUCGGACACUUUGAUGUCGUCCGGCGGUGAUCGUGCCAUGUGCUGCCAGUGCAGAGACUGCUUGGGGUCGCCGGGUUUCGGGUACCGGUGCCAGAGCUGCGGCCGGGUGGUCUGCCGGAAGUGUGGUUCUGUCGCGAGGUUAGACCGAGCGGAGCAGCAGCGUGUUCUCUGCAAGCUCUGCUUUCGAGGUGACAAUGGACCCUGGGAAGCAGCAGCGCAGCAACGUGUCAGCGCGAGCGAAGAAGUUAACCGUUUCGUUUCGCCGAAGUCGCCCCUCUCCAGAUCUAGCACUGACAGGCUCGGCCAGUUGGCUGAGUCGCGGCAGUUCUCGUCCCCGCGGCGCCCUCUUCGUUGUUCGACUUACAGGAGUUACGAAGAUGACGAGGGCGAUGAUGAGGGGAAGCACCUUUUCACCCCGAUGAGCGUGUUGUCUCAGGAUUACUCUGACAUAGAUUGCAUGAGUUCCAGUGCUGGAAAUGAGUUGUACAGGUCAGCGAAUUCAAGUCCUUUCGACAGCCCUUCUAGGUCUGUUGAGCAAGGAUCGGUUAGUCCUCUCUUGAGAAAGUGUGGAAUUUCUGAUCAAGGUUCUUUGAGCCAGUCAAGAAAAUAUGGAGCAGAUUCUGAGGAUUUGCUGGAGAAUUCUGGUGAUUGCGCUUCGGAUAACCUUCGUGGAUACAUUAAUCAAGAAAGUCAAAAGGCUCCACAACACUUUAACUUUGAAAAUGAUCGUAUAUUUUACCCUCCUCUCCCCGAGGACAAGCAGGACGACACAGAGACCAGUUUCUUUGGACAUACUGACGAGGAGGAUGAUGUCGAGGAGUCGGACGAACUCUUUAAAUCUAGUGAAUCCCACAAGGAGGCUUUGAGGAAUGCUGUUCAUGCACAUUUUAGGGCCCUUGUGUCACAAUUAUUGAAGGGAGAAGGUGUUCAUGCUGGGAAUGAUUCGGAGAAUCAGGACUGGCUGGAGAUAGUAUCCUCAUUGGCUUGGCAAGCUGCAAAUUUUGUCAAACCAGAUACUAGCAAGGGAGGUAGCAUGGAUCCAGGUGAUUAUGUUAAAGUCAAGUGUAUCGCAUCAGGAAGUCCAAAUGAUAGCGCCCUAGUGAAGGGAGUGGUUUGUACUAAGAAUGUAAAGCAUAAACGCAUGGUGUCGCAGCAUAGAAACCCUAGGUUGCUUCUUUUUGGAGGAGCACUGGAGUAUCAAAAGAUCCCAAAUGAACUGGCAUCUAUAGGAGCUCUGCUUGAGCAGGAAACCAAUUACAUGAAGAUGGCUCUUUCUAAGAUAGAGGCACUUCGGCCCAAUGUGCUUCUUGUUGAAAAAAGUGUUUCCUCAUAUGCUCAAGAAUAUCUUUUGGGGAAAAAAGAGAUAUCUUUAGUGUUAAAUGUCAAGAAGUCACUUUUAGAGAGGAUAUCAAGGUGUACUGGUGCUCAUAUUCUUCCAUCCAUUGAUGGUGUUGCUUCAGCAAAGCUUGGACACUGUGAAAUGUUUCGGAUAGAAAAAGUGUACGAGGAAUUCUCAUCUUCCCGACAUCCAAAGAAACCCAGUAAAACUUUGAUGUUCUUUGAAGGCUGUCCACGGCAUCUAGGGUGCACGGUCCUUCUAAAGGGGGCAUGCCUUGAAGAAUUGAAGAAAUUAAAGCAUGUUGUUCAGUAUGCAAGCUUUGCAGCAUAUCAUCUAUCACUAGAGACCUCAUUCCUUGAAGAUGAAGGCGCAAUGCUUCCUAAACUUCCUGUAGGGCCUUCAGUUACAUUGCCUAAAAAGUUGAUAGAGGCUGAUGACUUAGUUUCAACAACUUCUAGUUUGGCUGCCCCGAGUGCUUAUAGUCAUGAGAAAGAUGGCUCAAACUGCGAACUUGACACAAAGAACCUGUCUUUAUCCUCAGAUAUUAAACAUUUGGACAAAGGUAUUUUGGAGCCAAGUUCUGAUCUACAGACGCACAGUGAUUUUUCUGAACAAACUAACUCUUGUAAUACUGAUGCCUUUUCUGCUCCGUGUUCUGAGAACAACACAGGCUUAGCUUUUGGAUCCAUUUCAGAUGUUUGUGUUUGUGGGUUAACGGGUUCAUACCCUGGAUUUUGUUGUAAGCAGCUCACUCCCCUUUCACCUUUACAUACUGAUAUAAGCAAUCACCAACGUGAGGUGCUGGAGAAAUCAGUUAAAGAAAGAAACAACUUUGCUAGUGACAGGUUUCUUCGAUCAGAUGAACAUAAAAAAUCAGAUAGUGCUAUCAAGAAUGAGGUUCCUGGGGAUUACUUUUCCACGGCUGACAAUCAUCAGAGCAUAUUGGUUUCUUUAUCUAGCACUUGUAUAAAAAAAAACAGAGUUUGUGAGCGCUCUCAGCUUUUCCGCAUCAAGUUUUAUGGUAGUUUUGAUAAGCCUUUGGGGAGAUAUCUUCGUGAUGACUUGUUUGACGAGACAAAUUAUUGUAAAUUCUGUAAAGAGCCAACAGAAGCCCAUGUUAGGUGUUAUACUCACCAGCAGGGCAGCCUUACUAUUAUGGUCAGGCGACUUCCUUCGAUGGAGUUACCUGGUGAACAUGAUGGAAGGAUUUGGAUGUGGCAUCGAUGCCUCAAGUGUGAAAAAGAUGAGGAUGGAGUUCCACCAGCUGCACGCAGAGUAAUUAUGUCAGAUGCUGCAUGGGGGCUCUCUUUUGGGAAAUUCUUGGAGCUUAGCUUUUCAAGUCAUGCAACUGCUAACCGUAUUGCAAGUUGUGGUCACUCUCUACAAAGAGACUGCCUUCGUUUUUAUGGGUUUGGCAGCAUGGUUGCGUUCUUUCGCUAUUCUCCUGUAGAUAUUUUAUCUGUUUGCUUGCCACCAUCACUUCUGGAUUUCACUUGCCAGAUUCAGCAAGAAUGGUUGAGACAGGAGGCAAUUUUGGUAUCCAACAAAAUAAAUAUCUUGCAUAGUAAGAUAUCUGAUGUUCUCCAUGUGAUUGAGAGGAAGAUUACGACAUUAAAGGAUAAACCUUUAGAAGCAAGCAUCUAUAGACACAUUAUCAAGCUGAAGGGUUUGUUAAAAAUGGAAAGACAUGAGUAUGAUCUCUUGCUUCAACCAGUUAUGGUUGGGAAUAUUCAACCCUUUCAGGAAACAUUUGAUAUCUUAGAUCUCAAUCGGCUGAGACGUGCACUUCUACUUGAUUCUUACAUAUGGGAUCGUCGACUCUAUUCAUUAGACUUGUUGUCCAAAGAAAAAAGUUGUACCAUAAUUGAUUCACGACUUACGAAUUUUUCACCUAGAACCAAUCUGAGAGAACAGAGGGAAGAAAUACCUAGGAAAGGUAGAACAUUUGAGGACUUAGCUGGAGAUGUUACUGCAAAGUCAUCGCCCCUUUUAGGAACUGAUAAAUCAAGUUUUUCAAAGCAGCAUGAAGAACUUAGCUUCCAGGUUUUGGAGUGUAAUACAAACAUGGUUGAAACUGACUUGUCCAUUGAGGACUGUUCGAGCUCAGCAGGUUUUAACUCUGUGUUUGUUCAAUAUGAUGACUGGGAUGAUACAUCAAUCUUUGGUGAGUCUAAUCUCUCAGACAAAAUUGAUUUGGCAUGGAGUGGUUCAGGUCAGUUAGUGAUGGAUCAACCGAAAGGUAGUUCAGAAGCUGAUGCAUUAGUAAUUUUGAUGGAUUCUCCAUGCUACAGGAAGGUAAAAUCCCCAUUAAGAGUAUAUUCAUUUGACUCUGCUUUAAGGUUCCGUAAAAGAAUACACGGUGGUUUUCUUCCUGCUUCAUUGCAUAUACCUUCAGUAAAAUCAUUUGAUUCCUCUGGCGAUCUUGCAAGCAUGGUAAGGGACCCAAUUACAAGUAUGAGAAGAGCUUACUCACAAAAUUCUCCUAGGUUAGUUCAGAGAUUGGAUGAUCUUCUCAAUCACAAACCUGUACAUAUCUCACCAGUGUUGGAAAAGAUGACUGACAGGGCACGGUUACUUCUACCUCAAAAUGCUCUUGAUGAUAUUGUUAUUGCAGUUUAUGAUGAUGAGCCCACCAGCAUAAUAUCGUAUGCUAUGGCUUCCCAAGAGUAUAGUGACUGCAUAACAUCUAGUUUGGAUGAAAUUGAGGACUUCAGUAUGGUGGGAAAAAAAAGUGUUGGAAAUUAUGGUAGCAACAACAAUGUCGGUACAAGAUUAGCAGCUCAACAACCAAAAUUUCAGUAUCAUUCUCAUGUUGGACAUGAUGAACCUCAACUAUCUCAGAUGAACCUAUUAGAUACGAAAGAAACACAUUUCAAAAUUUCUUUUGAGGAUGAGUAUUCAAUUCCUUCAGACAAGGCAAAGUUUUCUGUUACAUGCUACUUUGCAAAGCAGUUUCAUGCAUUUCGGAAGAUAUGCUGCCCAAGUGAAUUUGAUUAUAUACGUUCCUUAAGCCGCUGCAAGAGAUGGAGUGCACAAGGUGGUAAAAGCAAUGUUUACUUCGCCAAGUCAUUGGAUGAAAGAUUCAUAAUUAAGCAGGUCACCAAAACAGAGUUAGAUUCGUUUGAGGAGUUUGCUCCACAAUACUUCAAGUAUUUGACGCAAUCCAUAACUUCUGGUUGUCCCACCUGCCUUGCUAAAGUCCUUGGUAUUUAUCAGGUGACUGUCAAGCACACAAAAGGCGGGAGGGAAAUGAAAAUGGAUGUUAUGGUAAUGGAGAACCUCUUUUUUAAGAGGAAUAUUUCAAGAGUUUAUGAUCUCAAAGGUUCUCUACGCUCCCGUUAUAACCCUGAUACUUCAGGAAACAACACAGUUCUACUAGAUUUGAAUCUGUUAGAGACAAAACCAAUAUUUCUGGGAAGCAAGGCAAAGAGAAGUUUGGAGCGGGCUGUAUGGAACGAUACUUAUUUUCUCACAUGUGUUGAUGUCAUGGACUACUCAUUGCUGGUUGGCAUUGAUGAGACGCAAAAGGAGCUAGUUAUAGGAAUUAUAGACUUCAUGCGGCAAUAUACAUGGGACAAGCAACUUGAAACAUGGGUAAAAGCUUCCGGCAUCCUUGGUGGCCCGAAAAAUGCAACUCCAACUGUAAUUUCUCCAGAUCAGUACAAGAAAAGGUUCAGGAAAGCCAUGUCAAAUUACUUCCUCACUGUCCCUGACCAAUGGCUCUUUUGAGUCCUUUCUCCAGCUGCAAGAUACAUUUUCACGCAUUGUUUCUAUAGAAUUAGAGUUGAAGAUAUCAUCGCAAGUUAUUCUACAAAGAUGAGAGUAGUCAUCUCAUCGCACUGUAGAUCAUCAACAUAUUCAAUUGCUCUACUUGUAUCAUGCUUUUGAAUUGGAGAUGUUGGACCGAAUCGUCUGGGCAUCAAGCAUAAUCUUGGUAUGCCUAGAUGCUAACUUGGAGCUUGAUCCCUCACAUUCUUGUAGUUCAUUUUUAUACUCAAAAGUGUAAAUUCAUUAAGUUUCUUCAUCGUCACUGAUUAUGCUGACAUACUCGCGAGCUUAUAACAUGCAUAAAGCAUCAUGACUUGCAAUCUUAGGAGCAGAAAGUGUCAUAACCGGGAGUGUUGAAAGCGACUCUGGUUUUGGAUGGCAGCUUGAAAGUUUUAUCUUGCAAUGAGGCAAAAUUGACUGUUCACUUCAUCAAAUGUAACGAGUGAAACAGAGAUUUUCUCAUUGCUUUCCCAACUACAUUUCCUUUGUGUGUCUGUUUUGAUUCAGUAUUCUCUGCUAGGCUUAUCGGGUCUUUUCUUUUGUUCCAAAGUUCCUUAAAGAGGAUGUGUGCAGUCAAAUAGCUCUUGAAUUAGUAAAAUGAACCUUGUGGUUGUGUUUUUUUCA
Musa acuminata subsp. malaccensis (wild Malaysian banana) is the source of this 6619-nucleotide messenger RNA. Its product is annotated as putative 1-phosphatidylinositol-3-phosphate 5-kinase FAB1C. Gene Ontology annotation, molecular function: 1-phosphatidylinositol-3-phosphate 5-kinase activity; ATP binding. Gene Ontology annotation, biological process: phosphatidylinositol phosphate biosynthetic process. Lineage: Eukaryota; Viridiplantae; Streptophyta; Magnoliopsida; Zingiberales; Musaceae. Gene Ontology annotation, cellular component: endosome membrane. The record is from RefSeq and is a predicted model, not a curated record.